Molecule: messenger RNA, 5179 nt
Organism: Zychaea mexicana
Lineage: Eukaryota; Fungi; Mucoromycota; Mucoromycetes; Mucorales; Lichtheimiaceae
Exons: 3
Coding region: 194-5158 (1654 amino acids)
Biological process (GO): regulation of transcription by RNA polymerase II
Cellular component (GO): Set3 complex
Source: RefSeq, a predicted model, not a curated record
GCUUCAGUGCGUCGAGACAGUAAGCAUUUUUGAAUCAUCUUAGAAUUAAAGAAAGGAAAAGAAGAUUUAAAGUUUACAUGUGGUGUUGGUGGUGACCUAAAUAAAACCUUGUGUAGCAAGCAGCGAAAGAUUGAAAGAGCCAAAGAACGCAGCACCAGCAAAUUUCAACAAGGACGUAAAAGAUGACAUACGCAUGGGAAACACCGGCCCUGACUCGUACACACCUCCACCUCCACGCUACAACGAUUGGCAUCGCGACCGUGACCGUGAUCGUGAAAGAGAACGACGGUAUCGGGACGACUGGCGAGAUAUGGACAUAAGAGGCCGUGAUCGGGAUAGUUAUAUGAUGCGAUACGACAAUCCGGCAUACGGUCCACCUCCACCACUCGCACCGCCAUCACUAUCAAUGUCAUACCCUCCAUCCUUUGGCGGCGAUUCGUACCGGCCGGACCGUGACCGUGAUCGAGACAUGCCACCCUCACCUGGCGGCCCACACCUGCCAUAUUAUGACAGAGACCGGAUGGAUGAUCGCGACUUUUACCGACAUGUGCCUCGUAAUGGACCUCCCAUGGAUUCGGAUCGUUAUCGCGGGCGGCCAGCGCGUUCAUGGGGCCCUAGCUCGAGUCCAGCACCCUCUGUGCUCGGGCCCAUCAAGGCACGAGAACGCGAUCGAGAGCGCGAAGGAAGCAUUAAAAGUCCACGCAGCGCAACUUCAGCGAGCGGCAUGCCGCUGUGGGCACCGGUUCCGCAGUCAGCAACAGCAGCAGGAGCAGGACAACGUCUGGGAAGUGGUGGGCGAAGAGAGGAUGACAAGGCAGAGUUCCGUUCGGAUGAUACAGACAGAAUUUCUGGAUAUGACGGCGACUCUACAAUGACAACGCCCAAGCGAGGCAAUACACCGGAUCGUAAAGAAAGCGACAGACCUGAGUCGGACCGAAUGUCAAUUGCGACUGGUGAACGAACGUCACCACCGCCUUCUUCAAACGCAUCCGAGAUUGCAGAAGUGUCGAAAGCAGAAUCAGAAACCAGCACUACACGGUCUGUUGUUGAAGACGUCCCUCGUGAUUCUGGACUCGACGUCACAGUCAAGAAAGAAGAAGAGGACGAAGAGAUGGUCGAGCCAUCACCUGUGAUUACUACAACAGCACCAGCGACACCACCACUGCCGGCAGAAACAGCGACAAAACCAGAGUCAAGGACAGAACCGACAACAGCAGCAACAUCUGCAAACGAGUCAGCCCCACCUCCGCAUUCUCCACUAUCAGAACCUCAGACACAACAGACGGAAGUAACAGCAGCAGCAGGAGGAGGAGGAGGAGGAGGAGAGGGAGAAGUCGACAAAAAUGUAAACCCCGAACCUAUGGAAGAAGAUCCGUCAGGUGUGGAGUCGAAUGUCGAAACCAACAAAGCUGCUGUAGAAGAUGUGAACUCUCACGCGUCACCUCCUUCUGCUACUGUUCCAGCUAUUUCGGCAGAAGCGAAUGCUGUUCCUGAGUCAUUACCAGCUGUUACCACUAAAGAUGUUGAAAAGACUCAAUCUCAAGCACAGAAACAGGAGCAGGAACAGGAACAGGAACGGCCAGCAGAACAAGCGGUAGCAGCAGCAGAGGCGCCAAAGUUGAAUGGCGAAAAGCAGUUGUCUCAACAAGAAAUCGUCGAACGCAUUGACCAGAUUGAAAACGAUAUCACCAUGUAUGAGGAAUUGUUGGAACAACUGAAUAAACGUGAGGAGGAAGGCAAAAAGGAAUCCAACGACGAGCACGAAACGGUAUCAACGACCGGUGGAGAACUUGGAUCCCUCUCAGCAGCAGAAGAGCAAAAGGAACGUGAAGAGGAAGAAGCUGCGAAGCAGCAAGCGUUGCAAGUGAUCAGUGAAGAAACGAGCCGAUCACAACACAUAACUGAUAUCGAAAAUCUUUCUUCGCUCAAGACAUCGCCUGUGAUGCGCAAACGCCCUCAGCUUCUCAUCAACCAAGUCCGCUCCAACGACGAAACCGACGACUUACUGUCAGAAAAGCUGAUUGCUGAUAACCGCAAGGUUGCCAAAGAAAACUCAAAGAUGAUUGGUGGAUGGCAGGGCAAGCCAGACACGGCAGACGAUUGGUCCGAUGAAGAAGAGUGGACAAAGCCCUUGUAUCGCACCAUUGACGAGUUCCCGUGCUACAAGGAGAAUGUCAAGAACUUUGACAAGGUCAAGGUGUCGAUUGCCAACAGCAUGGCGCAGCACAAGAAGGCAUUGAAAAAGAAGGAAAUGCGCUUGAAGAAGGAAUAUCGAGAACUCUACGAAGAGUGGAAGCAGCGUUGCUUGACGCUGGAUCGUAUCCGUGACCAUGAACGACGUGCUUUUGAGAAAUACACAUAUCGGUCUCAAUCGCGCCGUCGCACGGAAGAGGAAACAGAGGAAUUCGUGGAUGGCGUCAUUUUCAACAGUGAUCAUGAUGCGCUGCGGUUUGGCACAGAUGGUAUUGGCAACUCAUAUGGUGGACCGACUCAGGGCGCGUGGACAUCCGACGCAGCUCGAUCAGAAGCAGAGCUGCUCGAGAUUAUCCAGUCGCUUGAGUCUGCUGAUAUGCGAAACCCCGAAUUGCGUGCAGCCAAGACGACAGCCACCAUUCCUGCAAUGAUUCUCGACGAAAAGGAGCGCAUGCGUACAUUCGACGAUCGAAGCGGACUUGUGAUGGAUCCUUUGACAUACUAUCACACUGGCCCUGAAACGGAAGAUCACUGGACGCAGCAGGAAAUGACGGCCUUUAUGGAAAGUUACAUGCAGUAUCCCAAGCAGUUUGAAAAGAUUGCCGCAGCCGUCCAGACCAAAACUGCUCCUCAAUGCGUCUUGUUCUACUAUCGCAAAAAGACCAAGAUUGAUUUCAAGGCACUCGUUAGCAAAGGGAGACGUGGUAAGGCCGGGAAAAGACGAGAUCGUUUGGCUGCAGCUAUCAGACGCGCUACUGGUGGUGGAUCGUCGACCACGCGCAAGGGCAAGAGCAAGGGCUCUGCUCUGAUGACGGAUAUCGGUGAGGCUCAAGUGUCUCGAAAGGCGAAACUAAAAGAGACAGAACGUAAAAGUCGCGAGUUGCGGGAGUUGGAAGAAGCAAAUGCAUACUGGGAUGGUGUUCAUGAACGUCGGCGAAGCAAGCGUCCUGGACCUACGCCUUCAGCCUCAGCACCCACAGCCGCUGGCCCGCAGACAUCUGCAGUAGUCGGAGCAACAGGUUUGGCAUCAGCCGGUACGGAGGAACUCGACAAGACGCGUGGCGAUAAGCGAAAGCUGUCUCGACGAAAGGGGAGAUCACCUAGAGGUUCUGCUAGUGCUGCUCAAGUCGUACCAGGCGAGCCCCCAGCUAAUAGCAACAACACUAACAAUAACAACAGCAACAACAACAACGAAGAGUUGAUGGAUGAAAUGGACAGUGCGGAACGAAACUUGGGAGGUGCGGCAAGAUGGUUAGACAAGGAUAAAGAAGCAGCCAUUGAAGCAUUCAAGGUACACGGUCGCAAUUUUACGCGUGUGGCAGCGCUUGUUGGAACAAAGACUGAAGACCAGUGUCGCAACUUUUAUCACAACUAUAAGCGCAAGUUUGGUCCUUAUGCGUUUGAUGAAGAGCCCGAGUUGACCACUGGCGCUGUAGCCUCAUCGACAGCAGCAGCGUCAGCAGAAGCUCCGAUAAAAGCGUCUCCUGCCACAGCUGCUCCUGGUCCUACUGGUCCUACCACUACAGCGAUGGUUAGCGAGACCACAGGUGCUCGACCGGACUUGAAGGCGGAAGAGGAGGAUGCGGCAGCAGCAUUGAUGGGUAUGUGUAGAAUGGGAGCAGCUACUCCGCCGCCAGCAACACCCAGUGGUGCUAUUACUACUGCUGCUAGUCCUGCCGCUGAUGCAGCAGCAGCAGCAAUGAAGCCAACGCAAGGUCAUACGCGUACAUUGUCGACGACCCAAAUGGACGAUCAGCGCCAAGGACGAGGAUCCACUUUGCCUGCUGCUGCUGCUACUAUUACUACUACUGCGACUAGUACAUCAGGAGGAGGAGGAGGACAACAACGACGUCGGCGAGCACGUACUUCAUCGGGCAAAGCUGUUGACAGCGAUAUGAUGGACGAGUGGAUGGAAACGGAAUUUACUGCGAAUCGACCAGCACGCAGACCUGGACGACCACCUGGGUCGACCAUGUCCUCUGAUCCAGUGAAGCGUCCAGCCUAUUCGUCCUACUGGUCCGUCUCGGAACGCAGUGAGUUUAUGCGACUUUUGGAGAAAUAUGGCUGCGAUUGGGAUAAGGUGGCGAGUGCAUUGACAACAAAGACGGCGACGCAAGCGCGGAACUUUUAUGUCAACAAUGAAGAGAAGAUGCAACUGGAUGAAAUUGUGAAAAGGCGCGAGCGAGCUCCUGAGCAGCAGCAUCCACCCGCUAUCACUGCUACUGCUGCUACUGCUCAUCAUCACCAGCCUCCUCCUCCUCCUCCUCCACCACCGUCAUCGCAACCACAAGCGCAACAACAACAACAGACACCUGCACACCCACCACUGCCGCCACCAUCGCAAGAACCAGUAGCAGCGUACGAGGAUAGUUCAAAGACGCACUUCCGAGUAAUGCAAAAUUUACCAUUCCAUCAACCGGUUGCACCAGAGCAACAUCCACCUCCACCUCCACCACCCACUUACGCAAGCCCAUCUAUGAGUGGUGGUGGUCCUCGCGUAGGUUACUUCACGCCGUCUCCCCCUGCACCACCAUCAGCAGCAGCACGACAGCAUCAACAACCCGGGGUGAUCCAUGCUUAUCCUCCUUCUCAUCCGCCCCCACCUCCCGGAUACUCAACAAUGCCUCCACAACAUCCACAACCUCAAUCAUCACCAUCCAUAGCAGGCUAUCCACAACAGCAACAACAGCCGCCACCGCCAUCGCACCAUCCUCAACCACACCAUCACCACCACCAUCAUCCUCAACAACAACAGCAGCAACAACAACACGCUCAUCCAUAUUCGCACAUGCACUCCGAUAGAUCGGCACAUCCAUUGCAACCACCGAGCCCGCAUCCACCUCCUCCAGCAAAUGUAUCAUCCGAGCCUGCGUCCUCUUCGGUGACAAAGGUAGCGGAUUUGUUGAACAGUGAUGAACCUAGCGACUCGACAAACCAAAACAAUUGGGAAUCAUGGUUUUCUUAGCAUGGCUUUCAUUUGUCCAAU